CUAAUUUUAGGAUUUAUAUUCACGCGCAUACACGGAUGCAUGCAUAAUUUCUCCGUCGCUCUGAUGCGGUAAAUGCAUGCACUCAGGAACAGGACAGUUCACGGAAUUAGUUGUUACGGAAUUGGGCUUCAUCGUUGAGAGAAGCGAUGGGACAUAUUCGGGGAUUAUUAUUCUAGACAGAGGGGCAGAGGUUUAAUACUUUCUGGAUUAACUCUGCAGUAAUCGGAACAGACUACGGCGGUGCUGAAAUUCAUGUGCGGACGUUUGAACGCUACCUCUGAAAUGAUCGGUUUUAAGAAAUGUUGCGGAACUCAUACAGCUGAAUUACACGGCUAUAAAAUUGGAGAAAGCGGUUUUUUAAACGUACCCCAGUUCACAAAUCCUCAAAGUUGUGUUUGCUGCAGGAAGCACCUGUAUUGGGGAGGUAAAAUGCAGACUCGGUUAACACGGCUGUGCCAGUGCUGAUUCUCAAGAACAAAUCCGUCCCGUAUUUGCUGCAAUCGCUAUAUAUAAAUAUCGAAAAACUGUUUCAUAUGGGCGAAGCGAGAAAUUGGUUCCGUUUCUGUUGGACACGGGCUCGCUGUCAAGAUUACGGUGCGUCAGAUCCAGAGAGGGAGAAACGAUGGGCCGAAAUGUUUGAGCAGCUGGACCAGAAUAAAGAUGGAAGAAUCGAUGUCAAUGAAUUCUGCACCGGAUUAACCGCCUGGGGAAUCGUUCGCAGUGAGGUUGACGAGAUUGUACGUGUGAGUGACACCAAUCACGAUGGCCAGCUGGACUUUGAGGAGUUUACACAGUAUCUGCGCUUGCAUGAAAAAGAGCUCAGACUCAUGUUCUGCAGUCUGGACAGCAACAACGAUGGUCACAUAGAUGUUGCAGAAAUACAGCUCUCCUUGCGCAGCCUCGGAGUGAAUGUAUCCACAGAGCAGGCCUCCAGAAUCCUGCAAAGCAUAGACAGAGAUGGCACUAUGACCAUUGACUGGAAUGAGUGGCGGGACCAUUUCCUGUUUAACCCCUUGCACAACAUAGAGGACAUUGCUUACCACUGGAAACACUCUCUGAUGUUGGACAUCGGAGAGCAGCUGACUGUGCCGGAUGAGUUCUCAGAGAAGGAGCGACGCUCAGGUGUGGUGUGGAGACAGCUGGUGGCUGGUGCAAUAGCAGGAGCAGUAUCCCGAACAGGAACCGCUCCCCUGGACCGCCUUAAAGUUUUUCUUCAGGUCCAAGGCUCUAGUGGGGUGAGUCUGUUGGGUGGUUUGUGGGGAAUGGUGCAGGAAGGAGGAUUGAGGUCUCUUUGGAGGGGCAAUGGCAUCAAUGUGCUCAAAAUUGCCCCAGAGUCAGCUAUCAAAUUUAUGUCUUAUGAGCAGAUAAAGUGGCUGAUCAAAGGCAGUAAGGAGGGUGGCACUCUGAGGGUUCAGGAACGGUUCAUUGCUGGCUCACUGGCUGGAGCUACAGCUCAGACUAUCAUCUACCCCAUGGAGGUGUUGAAGACUCGUCUGACCCUUCGAAAGACAGGACAAUACUCUGGUAUGGCAGACUGUGCCAAGCAGAUACUGCGUAAAGAAGGGGUGCGGGCGUUCUACAAAGGCUAUGUGCCCAACACACUUGGCAUUAUCCCUUAUGCUGGCAUUGAUCUGGCUGUCUAUGAGACUCUAAAGAAUGCCUGGCUACAGCGGUACUGCAUGGGUUCGGCUGAUCCUGGGGUUCUGGUGCUGCUCGGAUGCGGCACUGUGUCCAGCACAUGUGGACAACUGGCUAGUUACCCACUGGCUCUAAUCCGCACACGCAUGCAGGCUCAGGCCUCAGCAGAUGGCACUCCCCAGCUGUCUAUGGUUGGCCAGUUCAAACACAUUGUGUCCCAUGAAGGCAUUCCUGGACUCUACCGAGGCAUUGCCCCCAAUUUCCUCAAAGUCAUUCCUGCUGUUAGCAUCUCUUAUGUGGUUUAUGAGCAUAUGAAGAAAGCUCUGGGAGUGGGAUCUUAAAGACCGAAUCAGAGUUAAAGAGAAAAACAAAAACCUGUGUUAUAAGGAGGACGGUGAGACUUCUAAGCAUGGUCGAUGAAGUUAGGAAGAGACUAGAGAAUGGCAUAAGGAAGAAAGAGUCAAUGAAUGACCUAAAAACCUACUCUGCAUCGUACGCUAUCAUACCUGGGCAAUUUAUAUUUUAAUAGGAAAGAAAGAUGGUGUUGGGCUGUGGUUAUUUAGAACAAUGGUUGUGUUUAGAGCAUAUGUUCUUCUGUGACUCAUGGUUAUUUAACACUAUCUGCUGUUUCAUACCUACUAUUAUCACUAGAGGUGAGCAACAUUAUAGUACUUCAUUUUAUUGUAAUUGUAAUGUUGUUACCCUUAUGAUGAAUUUGGGGUAAAUUAACCAGAUAUUAUUAUUGCCAUCUGAUGAUAGUGAGUGAUGGUGGAAGUAUUUAAGAAGGAGAACCAAUUUUAUUUUAUUUUAUUUAUUUAUUUUUAUACGGUUAUAACCAAAGUUCCCCUCCUAAAAUUGACAGAAAUAUUUCAGAAUGAGUAUGGAAUGUUAAGAAAAGUCUCUUCUGUCUGAUGUUUCAUGACAUUUGCUGCAAAUGCCACUUAUGUAUGAGUGAUAUAGGCUAUUGAAUAGUACAUUUCAGGAGGGGUUUACCUUGUUUUACAAUCUAUUACUUCUACAUCUAUUUUUGUAAAGGACAGUGAGUGGUAAGCAUAAUAUACUAGAUUAAGACAAUCCUUUAUGAUUAAAGGGAUUUGCACUCUUCAAAAGAAAAUGAAAUUUUGUGAUGUUCUUUUAUGACAUCACUGCUGCUUUGCUACUUUUUUAUUUUAAUUUAUUUUUUUACAAUUGUAGCUUUUUCUGAUAUUUCAAUCCUAAUUGUUAUGGUGUGUAGACUGCAUGGUUUAGUGUUAAAAUUAAGUAAAUGGUAAAAUUAUUACCGUGAGCAACUAACAAAUGGAGAAACAACAAAGGUAUUAGAUAGGGGAGUAUAGAUGCGUUUUGCAUUAAAUGUGGAUGCUAAAUGUGUGGUGAUGAAUGCUGAAAAAUGUGGCCUAGAAUACAGAAAAUCUACAAAAAGGGCUUUUAACCAACAGGUAGUGCAUGUUAUCAAUUAUGUAAGUUGUGUCACAGUUUGCAUGUCUUAAUUACUUGCUUUAAGAGCUAUAAUUCUCCAUAUCAGAAAUAUGCAAACACUGUUAUAUUUACUGUUAUAUUUAAAGCUUAAACUUGAUGAUACAUUUUUGCUUAUCGUGCAAUACUAAGAUGCCAAUUUGAAUGUUUUAUCAGUUUAGUUUGGAUAUGGGUCAUUUAAAUAAACAUGUUUCUGAUUGGUUAAUACUGGCAACAUAUUAUAUCGGGAAACUCAAUCCUGCAUCCUGCUACUGGAGGUCCACCUUCCUGCAGAGUUCAGUUCUAACCAAAACACCUGGCUAUAAUAUUAAAAUAAAUGUUAUAUGUAAACCCAAAACCUUGAUUACCUUGUUUAAGUGUGUUGAUCAGAGUUGGAACUAAAAUCUGCAGGAAGGUGGACCUCCUCUGUCAUCGACUGUUAUAAUGAGGCAUGUAGCUGAAUAUUGAACUGUUCAAAAUGUUUUAGCUAUUCUAAAGUAGAAUAUUCAGAAUAAAAAGAACAUUCUAAAAGAUUUAAGAAAAAAUAAAAGUGUUUUUUGUUAAAAGUUUGCAUACCCUGGCAGAAAUUGCGAAAUUUUGGCAUUGAUUUUGAAAAUAUGACUGAUCAUGCAAAAAAACUGUCUUUUAUUUAAGGAUAGUGAUCAUAUGAAGCCAUUUAUUAUCACAUAGUUCUUUGGCUCCUUUUUAAAUCAUAAUGAUAGCAGAAAUCACCCAAAUGUCCCUGAUCAAAAGUUUACAUACCCUUGAAUGUUUGGCCUUGUUACAGACACACAAGGUGACACACACAGUUUUAAAUGGCAAUUAAAAGUUAAUUUCCCACACCUGUGGCUUUUUAAAUUGCAAUUAGUGUCUGUGUAUAAAUAGUCAAUGAGUUUGUUAGCUCUAACCUGGAUGCACUAAGCAGGCUAGAUACUGAGCCAUGGAGAGCAGAAAAGAAUUGUCAAAAGACCUGCGUAACAAGGUAAUGGAACUUUAUAAAGAUGUAAAAGGAUAUAAAAAGAUAUCCAAAGCCUUGAAAAUGCCAGUCAGUACUGUUCAAUCACUUAUUAAGAAGUGGAAAAUUCGGGGAUCUCUUGAUAUCAAGCCAAGGUCAGGUAGGCCAAGAAAGAUUUCAGCCACAACUGCCAGAAGAAUUGUUCAGAAUACAAAGAAAUACCCACAGGUAACCUCAGGAGAAAUAGAGGCUGCUCUGGAAAAAGACAAUGUGGUUGUUUCAAGGAGCACAAUAUGACGAUAUUUGAACAAAAAUGAGCUGCAUGGUCGAGUUGCCAGAAAGAAGCCUUUACUGCACCAAUGCCACAAAAAAGCCCGGUUACAAUAUGCCCGACAACACCUUUACACGCCUCACAGCUUCUGGCACACUGUAAUUUGGAGUGACGAGACCAAAAUAGAGCUUUAUGUUCACAACCAUAAGUGCUAUACUUGGAGAGGGGUCAACAAGGCCUAUAGUGAAAAGAAUACCAUCCCCACUGUGAAGCAUGGUGGUGGCUCACUGAUGUUUUGGGGGUGUGUGAGCUCCAAAGGCACGGGGAAUCUUGUGAAAAUUGAUGGCAAGAUGAAUGCAGCAUUUUAUCAGAAAAUACCGGCAGACAAUUUGCAUUCUUCUGCAUGAAAGCUGCGGAUGGGAUGCUCUUGGACUUUCCAGCACGACAAUGACCCCAAGCACAAGGCCAAGUUGACCCUCCAGUGGUUACAGCAGAAAAAGGUGAAGGUUCUGGAGUGGCCAUCACAGUCUUCUGACCUUAAUAUCAUCGAGCCACUCUGGGGAGAUCUCAAACGUGCGGUUCAUGCAAGAUGACCAAAGACUUUGCAUGACCUGGAGGCAUUUUGCCAAGACGAAUGGGCAGCUAUACCACCUGCAAGAAUUUGGGGCCUCAUAGACAACUAUUACAAAAGACUGCACACUGUCAUUGAUGCUAAAGGGGCCAAUACACAGUAUUAAGAACUAAGGGUAUGAAGACUUUUGAACAGGGGUCAUUUAAUUUUUUUUCAUUGUUGUCAUGUUUUGUUUUAUGAUUGUGCCAUUCUGUUAUAACCUACACUUGAAUAUGAAUCCCAUAAGAAAUAAAAGAAAUGUGUUUUGCCUGCUAACUCAUGUUUUCUUUAAAAAUGGAACAUAUAUUACCAAUUCUCCAAGAGUAUGCAAACUUUUGAGCACAACUGUAGUAAUCAAUUAUGUUCUAAAUGGCUAGACAUGUUACAGCUAGUUGCAUCUAAUGCAGAUUUAGUAACCAGAAUCUGAAUAUUCAAAUGCCUGCCUUUUCGGUUUUUGAUUACAACAUGGUCUUAAGUGUCAAUGCAUUAGGUAUCAUAAACAAACAAUUAACCGUAUUUUUUUACAGCGUUUAUUAUUCUUUGUUUAGUUAAUAAAAAUACAAUUGUUCAUUGUUAGUUCAUGUUAUUUCAUAGUGCAUUAACUAAUGAUAACAAAUACAACUUUUGUUUUUAAAAAUGUAUUAGUACUGUAUAUUGAAAUGAACAUUGACUGAUUAAUAAAUGCUGUACAAGUAUUGUCCAUUGUUUGUUCAUGUUAACUAAUAUUGACAAAUGUUAACAAAUGGAACCUUAUUGUAAAAUGUU
Myxocyprinus asiaticus (Chinese sucker) is the source of this 5691-nucleotide messenger RNA. RefSeq names its product calcium-binding mitochondrial carrier protein SCaMC-3-like. Gene Ontology annotation, biological process: transmembrane transport. The coding region runs from base 534 to 1979 and encodes 481 amino acids. Lineage: Eukaryota; Metazoa; Chordata; Actinopteri; Cypriniformes; Catostomidae. The transcript has 10 exons. Gene Ontology annotation, molecular function: ATP transmembrane transporter activity; calcium ion binding. The record is from RefSeq and is a predicted model, not a curated record.